AUGGUUUUGGUUUUGCUCCUUCUACCAUUGCUCUUUCUAACCACCUCAACUUCAUCACCUUCGCAUAACCUUUCAUACCCUAAUUUCCAACACCUCAACGUGAAACAAACCAUUGCAGAAACAAAACUAAAGGUGAAGCCUUUUCAUACAACCAAACAACCCCAAGAAAACAAAAAAGCCAAAACUGAAACCAUUAGUGAGAAACCAGAAUCAGGAAAACUGAAACUGAAGCUUUUUCACAGAGAUAAAAUCCCUACCUUUACCAUUUCCCGUGAUCAUCGAAGCCGUUUCAAUGCACGAAUGAAGAGAGAUUCCAAAAGGGUCGCCGCCGUUGUGCGCCGUAUCGCCGGAGCUUCCGGGUACGAAGCAGAGGAAUUCGGGUCGGAUGUGGUUUCGGGUAUGGAGCAGGGAAGUGGAGAGUAUUUCGUUAGAAUAGGAGUCGGAAGCCCGCCAAAAAAUCAAUAUGUGGUUAUUGAUUCGGGUAGUGACAUUAUUUGGGUCCAGUGUCAACCUUGUACUCAAUGUUAUCGACAAUCCGACCCGGUUUUUAACCCGGAAGAUUCAUCUUCUUAUUCGGGUGUGUCUUGUGGCUCCACCGUGUGCAGCCGCGUGGAGAAUGCAGGGUGCCAAGAAGGGAGGUGCAAAUAUGAAGUUUCUUAUGGGGAUGGGUCAUAUACUAAAGGGACACUUGCUCUUGAGACUGUUACAUUGGGAGGGACAGUGAUCCAAAACGUGGCUAUCGGGUGCGGGCAUAGGAACCAGGGGAUGUUCGUAGGAGCAGCCGGGUUGUUGGGCCUUGGAAGUGGGCCUAUGUCAUUUGUGGGCCAAUUGGGCGGACAAACCGGUAGUAUGUUUAGUUAUUGUUUAGUUAGUCGGGGCAUUGAAUCGUCCGGAUCACUAGAAUUCGGACGUGAAUCGGUGCCCGUGGGGGCUUCGUGGGUUUCUCUGAUCCAUAAUCCACGGGCUCCGAGUUUUUAUUAUAUCGGGCUUUCAGGUCUAGGAGUUGGGGGCCUGAGGGUGCCUAUAUCGGAAGAUGUUUUUCGGUUAAGCGAAUUAGGUGAGGGAGGGGUGGUCAUGGACACUGGCACAGCCGUGACGAGGCUGCCUGUGGCGGCUUAUGACGCCUUUCGAGAUGCAUUUAUUGCUCAAACGACAAACCUGCCCCGGACAUCAUCCGGGGUAUCGAUUUUUGACACUUGUUAUGAUUUAAACGGGUUUAUGACGGUUCGGGUUCCAACCAUAUCAUUUUAUUUCUUGGGUGGGCCUAUAUUGACCCUUCCAGCAAGGAACUUCUUAAUUCCAGUGGAUGAUGUUGGAACUUUCUGCUUUGCAUUUGCUUCUUCUUCCUCUGGCCUUUCUAUCAUAGGGAACAUCCAACAAGAAGGGAUUGAAAUUUCAGUAGAUGGAGCUAAUGGAUAUGUGGGGUUUGGACCCAAUGUAUGUUAA
Vicia faba (fava bean) is the source of this 1446-nucleotide messenger RNA. Lineage: Eukaryota; Viridiplantae; Streptophyta; Magnoliopsida; Fabales; Fabaceae. The record is from the annotation of a GenBank genome assembly.